AUACUAGAGAGGAAAGUAUCAGAAUCCCAUUUCACCAAUACCAAAUUACAAGCUUUUGUGGACCUGCCUUCUUGGAGACAAUGCGGAGCGCUGUUAUCUGUGUCGCCUUUGCCAUGGCCAUGAUGUUUCCUCAUGACGGUGCUGCGAUACCACCAGAUUACAAAGAUGGCAUGGCGUUGACCAGUCGUAGAGUCGAUUAUCCAGAUGAUUUCGAUGAUUAUUUCUUGAGAAUUCGUCGUAGCCUCGAUGAUCCAGAUGAUCUAGAUGACUAUUUCUUGAGAAUUCGUCGUAGCAUCGAUUAUCCUGAUGAGGGUGCCUUUACUAGUACUGAAAGUGAAGAGCCUUCUGAUACAAGAGUCCCUAAGCGAAGGUUCUUCAUCCACUCAGCCACUAAAUACGGAAGAGCAAAGAGGAGCAUGUAUGGGGAGCAUGAAUAAUCGACAUUACUGUCAUGGAUUCUCUCUACAUUACCAAAUAAAUUUUUCCCGCAUUG
This is a messenger RNA of Penaeus chinensis, 493 nucleotides long. RefSeq lists its product as uncharacterized. The coding region runs from base 81 to 437 and encodes 118 amino acids. The record is from RefSeq and is a predicted model, not a curated record. NCBI's taxonomy places the organism in Eukaryota, Metazoa, Arthropoda, Malacostraca, Decapoda, Penaeidae. The transcript has 12 exons.